UUGCUUCAGGUGGUAAUAUAUAUAAUUAUAUAUACGACAUUUUAUUAUCUAACAUUUUAGUGUUUGUCAGACAGUUAGCUAUAAUACGUUCAAAAUGAGAAACGGGAUAAUACAGUCAUGUUUUUUGUUGAUUUUGUUAUUUUCAGUGUCCGAACAAUGUGGAUGUCCUGCACAGUAUACACAACAAGUGAUUUGCGACUCUAAAUUGGUUGUUGUUGCUAAAAUUGAUUCGUCCUCAUCAGAUGGCUUCAACACCAACUAUAAAAUAUCUGUGACAAAGUUUUAUUAUGGUAAGAUGGAAUAUAAUCAGUUGUCUGAUAAAAAGACCCUAGAGACACCGAAAUCAAGUGCAGCAUGUGGACCUGUGGUUCUAACUGUAGGAUCAAGUUAUAUUUUAUCAGUUGACCUGUAUAAUGGAAAAAUGAGCCAUAACUUGUGUGGACUUCAGGUUGAAGCCAAGAAAGCAAGUCAGGUCUUGUUACAAGGAUUGGCUGGAAAAUAUAAAGAUAAUUGUGGAUGUGAGAUUCCAUUUGCGUUUGAUCCUCCACCAACAAGCCCACAAACCAGAAACCAAUGUAGAAAUACACCUCCAGGCUGCUCCUAUCAUAGUAUAUGUAGCAGGAAUGGAUACGGUAGAUGCAAGUGGCAAGGUUGUUAAAGAAGCUAUUAAAAUAUUUCGUUUAAA
Mytilus trossulus (common blue mussel) is the source of this 685-nucleotide messenger RNA. Its product is annotated as metalloproteinase inhibitor 3-like. Bases 95 to 658 code for a protein of 187 amino acids. Gene Ontology annotation, molecular function: metalloendopeptidase inhibitor activity. The record is from RefSeq and is a predicted model, not a curated record. Lineage: Eukaryota; Metazoa; Mollusca; Bivalvia; Mytilida; Mytilidae. The transcript has 5 exons.